Messenger RNA from Cuscuta epithymum, 1978 nucleotides. The record is from the annotation of a GenBank genome assembly. NCBI's taxonomy places the organism in Eukaryota, Viridiplantae, Streptophyta, Magnoliopsida, Solanales, Convolvulaceae.
AAGGCACAUAUGGUGGAAUGAAAAACUCGUGUUGCCCACACGUCCAGUCAAUUAUGAUCUGAAUCAUCAUACAUACGCUCGUUCCUCUUGGAAGCCAGCUCGCCAAUUUCUCACUCAAUACUCCGUCCGAAUAAUUGAGAACACCACACCACAAGAAACGGACGCUGAGAUUCGAUGGCUUCCCUGCACUUGUCCUUUACUCCGGUCACCGCCCUCCACAGACGAUCACGCACAACGGCCGCAGCGUCGAAAAGCUCCGGCGGAAGCAGCCGAGAGAAGGGCCUGCUGGACUGGAUUCUAAGCGGAAUGCAAAAGGAGGACCAGCUCUUCGAGACCGAUCCAAUCCUGGAUAAGGUGGAGGAGGAGAAACGCGGGGGCACCGUGCGCGGCCGUCGGAACUCGGUGGCUGUUCCUCAACCCAAAGGUAAGUCCAAUGGCGGAGACGGCGGCGGAUUUGGUGGCUUCGCGGGCCUAUUUGCAAAGAAGCGGAAAUGAUAGAGUUUGUGCUCUAUGCUCUGUAAUUUUCUAAUCUUGAUCAUCGAGUUCCAAUUAAAUUAAAUACGAUUAUUUCAGGCAAUCAAUCUAUUCUUACGUAUAUUAAUCAAAUUAUCGAACAAAAAUGAUAAUCCUACAAGAAAAUGUGUGCUUUCUGUUUUAGUACCAAAAAAUGUUGGUAAUCCCUUUUUCUUAUCUUAAUUUAGAAAACAAAAACUAUGUCUCAUUCGUUAGUGCUUCAUAAUUUUAAUUUUAAAAAGGUUUAUUAUUGUUAUACAUUUUUAUACAUUUCUCAUGAAACUUAGAAAACAUUUAUUCCUACAGCGUCCUUCAGCCAAUCAUAACUGUGAGUAUCAACAUUGUUCACUAAUAAUUAGUGACUAGUUUUGAGUCUUUUGACACCAUUGUUCUAUAAACGAAAUAUGAUAUUUUUGUUUGAUGAAAUGAGUUAUAUUUGUACUCAUAGUUCAGAUUCUUUUCUGAUAAAAUAGCUCAAACAUUACAUGUUUGUGGUCACAAAUAUAUCAUAUACUCUAAUACCAUACUCCCAGUAUCCCAAUUCCAACAGAAAUUAGAAAAGUAAAGACCGUUUGGUUGAGGUUUUUACCCUAAUAGUUUAAAUAAUACUCACUUUCUAUGAUUCUUAAAACUUUGUCAACUUUCUUUUUUGCGAUGUCCCACUAACUUUGCCACUUUCCUUUUUAAGUAAAGAAUUUGUGGUUCCAGAUAAUUUUCUCUCCUCUGCACAAACCUCAACCACACAAUUUUUACUUUAUUAAUCCUUGUGUCGGUCAAACUUUGACAAAAUUUUAAGGAACCGGAGGGAGUAAUAAAAUUUGGAGUGGGUUGGGACUAGGCUGGCCCCUAGCUCGGAAGAAUGUGUAACUGCGGUUGCAUAAAAAAAGUAUUACUCUGAAUUACAGCCGUAAGCAUAAGAAGUUGGGUGGUUCCCGCAUUAAACAUUUUUUCCGAAAUAUAUUCAGAUUGUCCGAAUGGACGAGAAGACACAUUGUACUCCGUAAAACAUUGUGAAAUUUGACCCAUUUAUACUAAUAAACCCUUUUACAAUUUACAUGACUCGAGUUUAGUUUUCUUUGAAACGAAAAUCAAGGUAAAAGAAGUUGGGUAACAUCCAUUGCAGCCAAAUAAUAAGUAUAAAUGAAAAGGCAUGUUCCAAAAAAAAAGGACUUGUGAGAGGAUUGGGAAGAGGACUUGGUAGCUGGAUUAUUCCUUUCCCAAGGGGCACCAUUUUCUAGAGAUCAUCAAUAGAAAAGUAACAUUGUUUGACAUGUGAGACACUGAGAUGCAUAUUAUGUGUAUUAUAUUGUGUAUUAUGGGAUGUACAAAUGAGAUUUCAGUGUUUUGUUUUCACUCAUUUAUGUUAGUAUUACCACUCACUUAUGUGUAUUCAAGGCAAAGUGAUCUAUUGAAAUCAACAGUGAACAUACUAAUCUGAAAUAAAGAGAUAGAGUUUGACUCGAUA